Messenger RNA from Oncorhynchus kisutch (coho salmon), 3409 nucleotides. RefSeq names its product josephin-1. The record is from RefSeq and is a predicted model, not a curated record. The coding region runs from base 1026 to 1757 and encodes 243 amino acids. NCBI's taxonomy places the organism in Eukaryota, Metazoa, Chordata, Actinopteri, Salmoniformes, Salmonidae. Gene Ontology annotation, biological process: protein deubiquitination. The transcript has 4 exons. Gene Ontology annotation, molecular function: cysteine-type deubiquitinase activity.
ACGAAAUAUGAAAGGUUUCACAUGCAUGUUUACGCUAUCAAGAGUGGCGUGUACAGCUAGCUGCUCAUAGUAUAAUCUAGUCGUUGCACUGGAUUUUAGCUAGAGCGAUUCAUUUGAAUAUCAUGUAGAUUUUAAACAUAUUUCGUUCAUCCGUAAAUAUCACUUGUGUCACAUAAUAGUGAAGAAUGCCUAGACUCUUGCGCCUGUUGUCAAGCUAUAUCAGUUUAGUGUGAUGUUGCCUAUUCCACAAGCCUGCUUCUCUUAUCCAGUCAGUUUCUAGUAUAAAUGUUUACCCUCUUGUUCCUUCCUUCUGACCACUGCUGACAGAACGCUUUAGAAAAACACCUGAUAAUUCCUAUAUUUUUCUUUCAGCAUGACAAACACUUGAUUUGGGUGGUGACAACUUUAUUUAACAUGCAUUUCUGCCUCUCGUCUUCCUACCUCAGUUGUAUUCCUAAAGAGUCCUGUCUGUCUACACAUCACAGAGCCUCAUGUAUCAAGUCCCUCAUCUUUUCCACUGGAACUGACUCCUCAUGGUGGAACCGUGGUACUCUUUGGGUUCUCUAGAAAUGGAAAGAACUAGUAAACUUUAGUCUGACAGUUGAGGUGCAAAAAAAAAAAAAAAAAAAAGUCACGAGGACAGACGUCAGAAUGGAGGAAGUUGAAAAAAGAGAUGCAUGCUCUUGCUUCUCUGCCUAGUAUUUGUUUAGCUAUAGAUGUGACCUUGGGGGUUCGUUAUCUUUUAACUCUGAAGUAGCUGCAUAAAUGUUCACACCCUCCUUUUUGCUCUCAUAAUUAAAUGUGGACCUUAGUCCACACUUGGAACAUUUUGUUUUCCAGCAGUUUUUUACAUUUUCUACCAGUCAGCACUUUUGAAACAGCAGGCUAGCUGAAGUGGCCUGGCCCACCUCAGUGUCACCCAGUAACCCACCUCCCCCUUCCCUUGCGACAUGCACGGCCCUCCAGCAGCUGAGCAGUUGCCAUGGCGAUGGUAGUUGUGUCGGCAUAGCGACAGGGUGACAGUGAUGGGGAGUACUCCAUUUUCUGGUAAGGGGAGGGGGGGAGGAGGGCUGCAGGACCUGGGCUGUAUGCCAUGGAAGCUGAGCAAGCAGAAAGGGAUGGUGGGGGGUGAGGUGGGGGAAGGGACGGGAGGGGGGGAGGAGAGGUCGGACCUGAGAGAGCAUGAUAUCUCGACCCCUCCGGCCCCGCCUCCAACCCCCAUCUACCACGAGAAGCAACGGCGGGAGCUGUGUGCUCUGCAUGCGCUCAAUAACGUCUUCCAGGACGGGGCGGCUUUCAGCAGGGAUACACUCCAGGACAUCUACCAGAGACUCUCUCCCGGCACUCUGGUAACCCCCCACAAGAAGAGCGUGCUGGGAAAUGGGAACUAUGAUGUGAAUGUCAUAAUGGCUGCCCUGCAGACCCGAGGGUUCGAGGCUGUCUGGUGGGAUAAAAGAAGGGAUGUGGGCAGUAUAGCUCUGUCCAACGUAACAGGCUUCAUCCUGAACGUCCCGUCCAAUCUGCGAUGGGGUCCACUGCGCCUGCCACUCAAACGGCAGCACUGGAUAGGGGUGCGGGAGGUGGACGGAGUCUAUUACAACCUCGACUCCAAACUACGCAGCCCACACACCAUCGGAAACCCUGAUGAGCUCAGGAAGUUCCUGCGUCACCAGCUGAGAGGGAAAAACUGUGAGCUCUUAUUGGUGGUGUCUGAGGAGGUGGAGGUCCACCAAACAUGGAGGUCAGAUGGCUGUUGAUUGAAUGUGCCUGCCAACCUUUUCUCUACCGGAUUAGACUUUUCUCAGUUGCUGCUCAGGAUAACAGGCGUGGUCCAAGCAGGGUAUAGAUUGAAAAGCAGGUGGGGUUGUGCUCAGCCAAUCACACAGAUGCGCACUGGCCGGAUGUACUUUUUUUGCUUCCUCACCCAUUGCUGGACUCUGGCUGAAACCUGAAGUGAUGAAGGAAAUGGACGCACACAGGGAGGUCACGAAGAAUUCACACUACACAACACUUAGAUUUAUGAACAUACUGUUUGGGAUUCUGUGUUUAUAUAUUGAUUAUUUUUCAAUGUUUAUUUUUUGUUGUUGUAUAUUACUGUCUCCAAGUAUGGGAGGCGUGUGACUGUGUAAUCUCUCGCUCCCCCCCCCCCCCCCUCCUGUUUACCCCUGUACUGUAUAUUCACUGAUGUGUCUUUGUUUCUCUCUUUUUCUUUGUUUAUCUCUAUUUGUCCUUCUCUUCUCUACUACGACUGUACAUCUCUUCUUUACCUCAGUGUCUUCCUCUGUCACCGCUCACAAUUUAGUUUUUCACCCGGCCAACAUUAAAUCCCCCCCAGUGUAUGCAGCUGUUUUAUCCUCUCAGUUACUGCUGAGGCCAUCUGUCUGUUAGUAGAAAUCCUUGCUAGUUCCUGUCUUCAAACUAGAAUUCUAAGCUAUGGUUGUGUUAGGCCCAGGUAUUGACAAAUGGCUGGAUACUGUAACAAGGUAGAGCCAGGAGGGUUUCAAUGUGAUCUGACCAGGAAAAUCCACCAACCUGUGUAAUCUGCAAGUCACAGCCCAGGGGGAGUUAUUUUCUGUUUUGUAGUAAAAACUCCUGAGCAAUUGACCAUUGCUAAAUAGUUAUUUGCACAAAUCCACCUGCCAAAUAUACAGAAUUGUGGAAUCAGUAGAACUUGUUAUUAUACCCAAGGUUUAGAAUUGUUCACUGAAAAUGCACUGUUAGAUCAAAAUCUGUAGAUGCCAUGGCUGAAAUGUCCAGAAUGCUGAGUGAUUUGUGAGAAGUGGAGUAAGAGGGGAAAAGGUUGACAGUUGAGCGAAUAAAUAGAAAGAGAAAGUGAUCCAUGUGUAGAAGGAAAAAGUGAAAGAACGGCAUGAGUCCAGCCAGACCAUGUUAGUUUUGAAAUCAGCCAUUUGAGGAAUUUGUGUUGGUUGAUGGGUCUUUAUCAUCAUAACAACAUAUUGUGUAUUAUUGAAGACUUGAUCAGAGCUUUAAUGUGUUUACAGAGGAAGCAGGCAUUAUUCUCUACCUAAAGAGGGGUUGUUGAAUUUUGCUCCUCAUUGGCUCAAUCCCAACACUUUUCCUAUUCAUCUGAGCAUCCAAUCGCUGGUUCAUUAAACUGAUAAUUUAAUAAUUUGCGACUAUCACUAAUCAUGAGACAAAUCAAUGAGGUUGUUGGACUGAGGCUUCCCCUAGGGGAAUGCAGGUUGGGCAACCAAACUCACAGGUAGAAAAUCCCCUCACUACUUUAAACCAGGGUAUUUGGGUGAAAAAACUGUGGUGACAGAGGAUUUUCUUUUUGCCAUGACAAUCCCACCCACCUUCUCCCCUCUAUUGAAGGGUCCUGGUUGUGUUAUUUUUCUCUUGUUUUUCACAAAAAUAAAAUGCUUGUAAUGGCACUUUAUGUACACUC